Bombyx mandarina (wild silkworm) is the source of this 1995-nucleotide messenger RNA. It is a transcript of the gene Dus3, whose product is annotated as Dihydrouridine synthase 3. Gene Ontology annotation, molecular function: metal ion binding; tRNA dihydrouridine synthase activity; flavin adenine dinucleotide binding. Lineage: Eukaryota; Metazoa; Arthropoda; Insecta; Lepidoptera; Bombycidae. The record is from RefSeq and is a predicted model, not a curated record. Gene Ontology annotation, biological process: tRNA processing.
UUCUAACCUAAUGAACCUACAAUUCCUACAAAUUAACAUUAAAACUGUCAGAAAAAUAACUUUGGUUCAUAAUCAUAAAAACAGUGGUAGAAAUAUUAUAGAAAUAAGAAUACAAUUAUAUACAAUAAAAUUAUUGAAAUAAUAACAAAUGCAUUAAUAAUAGGUACAUGUGUAAUUAAUAGUAAUUAUUCUGAGCAUAACACAUAAAUAUGAAGAAUUCCAACGCAGGAGUUUGUGCAAUAAAAGAUGAAUAUGUGUUACAAAAAUCCAAUAUAAUUGAAGAAAAAUCACACAAUCUUGAAAAACGUAAACUAGAUGAGAGUUCCGCUUCAUUUGAUGAUAACAAUUUAGAAUUUAAGAAAACUAAAAUAGAAACAACUGAGGAUAAAAACGAUUCUAAAACUAAAAAGCGAGGCCAAAACAAAUCUCGACCAAAAAUAUUCAAAGAUGGCAAGGAAAGCAAACCAUGUCCCACUAUCCUUGAUGUCGAAUCUUCAGAACAAUUGAAAAUUUGUCAAUAUAAUAAUUGUAAGUUUAUACAUGACUCAAAACAAUUCCUUAACAGUAAACCUAAAGAUAUUGGAGAUCAAUGCCAUGUCUAUAAAGUUCGUGGAAAAUGCCCGAGAGGAAUUGCUUGUCGAUAUGGUUCUGAUCAUAUCACUGCUGAUGGAUUUAAUAUAGUUAAUAGAGAAAAAUUUGAUCAAUGGAAAGACGACACAAAGAACACCUUACAACCCUCUCUUCAAACACAGUUGCAAAAGAAAAAAUAUAAUUUUGAUUUAGCUGAAAAACUUGUGAAACAUCUAGACACCAGAAAUAAGUCUGUUGACAAAAAUUUAAAUACUAGUGCUGAUGUUGGUGAAGAUAUCAAAAUUGGUGCUGUAACUGAUGAAGACUUAAUUAAACUGUUACCCAGAGAGAGAAAAACCAUUGACUGGAACAACAAGCUAUAUCUUAGUCCUCUAACUACAGUAGGGAAUUUACCGUUUAGAAGAAUUUGCAAAGAAUUUGGUGCUGAUGUAACUUGCGGUGAAAUGGCAUUGUGUGAAUCAUUAUUGAAAGGAUUAAAACAAGAGUGGGCACUGGUUAAAAGACAUGAAACUGAAGAUCUAUUCGGAGCUCAAAUAUGUGGCAAUAAUCCUUACAUAAUCACUAAAGUUGCACAAUUAUUACAAGAAAAUACAGAGCUUGAUUUUAUAGACUUAAACAUAGGGUGUCCCAUUGAUUUAAUCUACAAAAAAGGUGGAGGAAGCGGAAUGAUGCAUAGAUUACCUGCAUUAGAAACCUCUGUUAGGUGUGCUUCAAAGCUAUUAAGUAUACCAUUUACAGUAAAAAUGAGAACAGGUGUAUAUCAAGAUAAAAAAAUUACACACACUAUUGUACCAAAAAUGUCAAACUGGGGUGCAUCUCUGAUCACAGUUCAUGGAAGGUCUAGAGAAGCAAGGUAUACAAAGUCUUCAGAUUGGGAGUACAUAGAAACAUGCGCCCAAGCAGCAACACCAUGUCCAGUAUAUGGCAAUGGAGACAUUUUUAGUUAUGAAGAUUAUGUAGAAAUGAGAAAAAUUGCACCAACUGUCAAAGGUAUUAUGAUUGGACGUGGAGCCCUUAUAAAACCAUGGAUAUUCAAUGAAAUAAAAGAACAAAAAAUAUGGGACAUAAGCAGUAAAGAUAGAUUUGAAAUUUUGAAAAAAUAUUCAAACUAUGGAUUGGAGCAUUGGGGUAGUGACACACAAGGAGUCGAAAGUACACGACGAUUUUUACUUGAAUGGCUAUCUUUUUUAUACCGAUAUGUUCCUGUUGGAUUAUUAGAAAGGCCUCCGCAAAGGAUCAAUGAAAGGCCUCCUACUUAUUUUGGUAGAGAUGAUCUUGAAACAUUGAUGGCGUCAAGCAACUGUACAGAUUGGAUAAAAAUCAGUGAAAUGCUAUUAGGUCCUGUUCCAGAUGGUUUUCAAUUUCUACCUAAGCACAAAGCUAAUUCUUAUUAAAUAAUUUGAA